This is a messenger RNA of Drosophila hydei, 3764 nucleotides long. RefSeq names its product myb-like protein Q. Lineage: Eukaryota; Metazoa; Arthropoda; Insecta; Diptera; Drosophilidae. The coding region runs from base 372 to 3398 and encodes 1008 amino acids. The transcript has 5 exons. The record is from RefSeq and is a predicted model, not a curated record.
GCAGUUAGCCAGGUAGGCAGCCGCAGCAGCGCCAGCCGCUCGAGCUGAAGUCAGUCAAUAGCAGACGGCCAAAGCGUUGAGACGUCGUCAGUUGCGGGACGCGUAAAACGUGCUUAACGAACAAAAAUAUAAAACUGAAAAGCCAAGCGAACAACGGAGUUAACAUUUGCCAACAACAACAGCAACAACAUAGAAGCUGCUCUUUUUAUAUUUUUUUUUGCUGUGCGCUGUGCUGAGCAAGCGAAGAUGCUGAGAAGUACUUGGUAAGCGUCUGGGCAGCCAUAAAUUGAAGUCAACUGCUUAAUCUAAAUUGAUCACUGAAGAAGAAGAGGUAGUAGACGUAGCAGAAGCAGAAGAAGAAGAAGAAGAAGAUGGCGCUACGUUUGCGUCGGGACGUACAGAAGGCCUCCUACUAUGUGUGGUUCCUGGGCGCCGAAGAGGCGAAGGGAUUGCGGGGCGCCCGCGUCAUUAACUCAGUGCUGCCGUAUCUGGUGGACAGAUCACGCGGCCAGGAGCCGCUCAAGGUGACGCUCCAGGUCUCGCACAAGGGCAUCAAAAUCGUGCAGGGCUCGUCGAAGCAUUUAAUACCACACAGUGCCAUAACCAGCUCCGUGCAAACCGAUGACAUCGUCGCCUGUGUGCUGCUCCUCUACAAUCCGGCCACCAAAUGCCCCUUGCAUGUGCACGCCUAUCGUUGCGACUCGGAGACAACGGCCGAGGCGUUGCACCUACAACUGCAAAUCCUAAUCAAUCGGCCCGACAAUCAGAAGCGCUUUGAGGAGCUCGAGACCAGAUUGGGCAUUUUGCCACCGCUGCCCGCUGGCGGGCCUCUGGGUCACAAUGGAGGCAGCAGCAGCAGCAGCCACAGCGGCGGCGACAAGCGCCACGAUUCGGCACACAAGUCGUCGCAUCAUCAGUCACAACAGCAGCAGCAGCAGCUGCACUCGAGCGGCGGCUACUCACAGCAGCAGCAGCGCCGCCAUGAGACAUCGCCGAAGCGCUUCAGCAGCUCCUUGGGCAGCGACACGGGCAACAGUACACGGGAGUCCGAGUGCAGCGAGGAGCACGGCCUAGCCGGCUCGCCCGUCUCCCGCUCGCCGCCACACGGCGGCAACAACAGCAAGCACCAUUCGUCACAUCAUGGCGCGCAUCAUUCGCAUGGCCAUCCACAUGGCCAUCCGCCACUGACGCCGCAGCAGAACAGCGAUCUGUUCGACUCGCUGGCCGCCGAGCUGCGCGCCAAGCUGAACGGCAAUGGGCCGCCGUUGCUGCUGCCGCCGCGCGACUACGACACGGUGCAUCGCUCCAAGGGUAAUCUAACGGCGAUUGAGCUGCGACGCUGUCGCAAUGCUCUCAUUGUGGGCGGCUCGGGCACGCCCAAAGGUCAGGUGGCACCUGCCACAGGAGCAGCUACAGCCAGCGCUGUGCCCGCCACAACGGCCAAUGGCAAACAGGUCUCAUCGCGCGGCUCCUCGGGCAUUGGCUCGGAUCUGGCGCCCAGUCCGGAGCGACAGGAGCUGAACAGCUCAAGUGACGAUGAACACUGGUCGAACGAGGCGGACAAUUCGGUGAUUGCCUUGAAGCCGUCACAAAUUGCGCUCUCGCAUCAUGCGCAGCUGAAGCGGAAGAGCGCGGUGCAGCCGCCGGAGGAUAGCUAUCUGCGGGAUCUGCCGGCCAAGCCGUACGUGCCCAGGCAGAGCGAACGCGUCAAGACGCCGGCGGCGGCAGCGGCAGCGAGCAACAGCAAGUCCUGGUCGCGCGAGGAUGAGAUCAAGCCGAUCAUCAUGCGACCCGCUGACUAUGAUGCGAAAUUCAAUCGGGUGAUGCAGCUGGAGCCGCAGCCGGCCAAGCACGAGGCAGCUGCCAAGCUGCGCGACACAGACAAAUACAACGAGAUCAAUCGCUUGCUCAACAAGAAGCUCUCUGGCCACGACAGGGAGGGACGGCUCAAGCAGCGUUCGCUGCACGAUGACGAUCUGGACGACUUCGACGACUCGGAUCCGUGCAGUGAGCCGCAGCAGAAGCCGCUGCCCGUCGCCAGCUAUCGCAAGGAGAAUCUGACGGAUAAGCAAAAGUUCAUGGAAUAUGCGUCCAAGAAGCAGCAGCUCAAGUCCUAUGCGGCCGAGGAGGCGCAACGCUAUGGCGGCAGUCGCCAUCGCUAUGUGGAUCCCGCCGAGCUGCCGUUCGAGCAGCUGCCGCCGGUGCAGCCGCUGCAUCCGGUGCCGGGGCACAAUAAGUAUGCCGCCGUGCAUCGCGGAGCGGAGCAGACGCGCAGCAGCAACAGCGUCGGCGGCGGCAGCAGCAGCCACAACAACAACAGCAGCAACAACCCAGAGCGACUUAGGGAGCGCCAUGACAGAGACAGAGAGCGCGAUAGAGAGAGGGAGCGCGACAGAGAUCGCGAGCAUUCCAGGGAUCGCAAUCCGUAUCGCGAGGCAGAGAGCCUGCCCUACAUACAGAGCAUGGAGAAGAUGAUGAAGUCGACGGGCAUGCGGUACGGCGAGGAGCAGCCGCGCAAGCCCAGCAGUCGCGAUGGCCGCGACUACGUCCGGGAGUAUCCGACUGCAGCCAGCAGUCAGGUGUCGCCGCGCGAUCGCUUCCACGAUGCCAAGGACAAGUUCCGGGCCAUGGAGCGCACCAGCGGCAGUCGCUACGACCUGGACGAGCGCGACAGCGGCAACGGUGCCGCAGCGGUGGCAUCCACGGGCGAUUACCGAUCAUCGUCGCGUCGGCGUCGCGGCUCUGUGGAGCCGCCCAGCUACGAGCAGUGGAGCGACGAGGAGGAGGAGCCAGAGCAGCAGCUGCCAGUGCAGCAGCCGGAGCCAAUGAUGAGCCGUUCGCGUGCUCGCUCGCGGGAACACUGGGAGCAGGAGCAGCAGCAGCACGGAAGCAGCAACAUGCGUCAUGGCCAGGAGCGGGAGCGACGCGAACGUGACUAUCCCAUGCGACGCGGCGACGAUAUGCGAGAGCCACACGAUGCCUAUCGGCAGGAACGUGAGAGGGAGAGGGAGCGGGAGCGGGAGAGGGAGAGAGAGAGGGAAAGAGAGAGGGAGAGGGAGAGGGACAGGGAGAGGGAGAGAGAACGUGACCGUGAACGGGAACGAGAGCGGGAGCGUCAUCAGUCGCAGUCGCGCCAUCAGCUGCGCGCGCGUUCGCGCGAAUAUCUGCAGCCGGCGGAGUCGGUGCCGCCGGUAGCCAAGUCCAGUUCGUCGCGCUUGGCACAUCAUGCCGAGCGUUAUCCAUCGCCGGCGCCAACGCCGAACAGCGGCAACAGCGCCACCUCCAGCUCUGGCAAGCCGCUGGCCAGCAUGCCCAAGGGCUAUCGGCACAGCUAUGCGGAGCCCGUGUUCGCGCGCUCCGGCGGACGCGUGGGACUCGCCGCAGUCAAUCCCUACUGAUAGGAACCAACAGCAACAACAAUAUCACUGCAAAAUGAACAUACUCAAUAACUGUACAUUACACACACACACGCCACACACACACACACACGUGGAUGAAUCCCCCUGCGGGGACGAUCAGCAGCCACGAUCCAAGCGCCACAAAGCUGCUGGGCACCAAGUGCUUCGGCGGUCAGCGCCUGUAAUUAUGUGCCUUCAAAAUAUGUUUUAUAUCAGUGCAGAUGCAUGUGUAUACACAUGCACAUACAUACAUACAUACAUAAUGUAUCUCUAUGACUAUAUAAUGCAUGUAUAUUUUUUAUUUAGCUAAAAACGAAACGCGAACAAUCACAGUUGAUAUAUGCAUUUUUUUUCGUAGCCUUAAGU